AUGGACGCUGCCGGUCAUAAGGGAUACCCAGUGGGUAAACCCGGGCGGUGUAGACCAAUGUUUUCAACGUUGGUUCAUUGUUUGAAGGACCGCCACAGACGGGAACAGACAGAAACCAACGGUCAACAGACAGAAACCAGCGAUCAACAGACAGAAACCAGCGAUCAAGAGACAGAAACCAGCGAUCAACAGACAGAAACCAGCGAUCAACAGACAGAAACCAGCGGUCAACAGACAGAAACCAGCGAUCAACAGACAGAAACCAGCGGUCACCAGACAGAAACCAGCGAUCAACAGACAGAAACCAGCGAUCAACAGACAGAAACCAGCGAUCAACAGACAGAAACCAGCGGUCAACAGACAGAAACCAGCGGUCAACAGACAGAAACCAGCGAUCAACAGACAGAAACCAGCGGUCAACAGACAGAAACCAGCGAUCAACAGACAGAAACCAGCGAUCAACAGACAGAAACCAGCGAUCAACAGACAGAAACCAGCGAUCAACAGACAGAAACCAGCGAUCAACAGACAGAAACCAGCGAUCAACAGACAGAAACCAGCGAUCAACAGACAGAAACCAGCGAUCAACAGACAGAAACCAGCGAUCAACAGACAGAAACCAGCGGUCAACAGACAGAAACCAGCUAUCAACAGACAGAAACCAGCGGUCAACAGACAGAAACCAGCGAUCAACAGACAGAAACCAGCGAUCAACAGACAGAAACCAGCGAUCAACAGACAGAAACCAGCGAUCAACAGACAGAAACCAGCGAUCAACAGACAGAAACCAGCGAUCAACAGACAGAAACCAGCGGUCAACAGACAGAAGCCAGAUAUCAACAGACAGAAACCAGCGAUCAACAGACAGAAGCCAACGGUCAACAGACAGAAACCAGCGGUCAACAGACAGAAGCCAACGGUCAACAGACAGAAACCAGCGAUCAACAGACAGAAGCCAACGAUCAACAGACAGAAACCAGCGAUCAACAGACAGAAACCAGCGAUCAACAGACAGAAACCAGCGAUCACAGACAGAACCAGCGAUCAACAGACAGAAACCAGCGGUCAACAGACAGAAACCAGCGAUCAACAGACAGAAGCCAACGAUCAACAGACAGUAACCAGCGAUCAACAGACAGAAGCCAACGAUCAACAGACAGUAACCAGCGAUCAACAGACAGAAACCAGCGAUCAACAGACAGAAACCAGCGAUCAACAGACAGAAACCAGCGAUCAACAGACAGAAACCAGCGAUCAACAGACAGAAACCAACAGUCAACAGACAAACAGAAGGAGCACAAGAAACAAAACACAGGGCCUGAAAACAUUACUUCAAACACUGUUUAUUUAGUGAGAUAA
Molecule: messenger RNA, 1359 nt
Organism: Procambarus clarkii (red swamp crayfish)
Lineage: Eukaryota; Metazoa; Arthropoda; Malacostraca; Decapoda; Cambaridae
Source: RefSeq, a predicted model, not a curated record